Messenger RNA from Thyridium curvatum, 423 nucleotides. RefSeq lists its product as uncharacterized. The coding region runs from base 1 to 423 and encodes 140 amino acids. The record is from RefSeq and is a predicted model, not a curated record. Lineage: Eukaryota; Fungi; Ascomycota; Sordariomycetes; Thyridiales; Thyridiaceae. The transcript has a single exon.
AUGGGAAAUCUAUCCUACGACCCAGAAUGCCCGUCUGGUGAUCGAAUGCCUUCACUGGCCAACUAUCAUUUCACCGAAAAUGCCAAUGUCUUCAGCAUCCCCGGUACGCUACAUGACAACAGGACCGCCGGCCCGAUGAGCAUAUGUUGUGCUCCCAGCACAGUCCAGGCUAUCGAUGGCUGCUAUCUAUGGUGCCAUGUCCCAGCCCGGCAUCUCGAAAAGGGAGUCGAAAACACAUCGAGCAGCAUGAUAAGGUGCUUGCACGAGAACGACCUGAGCGAGGAGAUCAAGGGAUUCCAGCUGUACUCCUCGUCCGCUAGUCACCCGGUGCAGCAUUGUCGACCAUCAGCAACGCACUUGGGAUUUCUUCUCCUGUUGAUCUCCUACGUUACCAAUAGUUUCGUUGGCAUGGGAGUGUUGUAA